CGGCAAAAAAAAAAAAAAAAUCAAAAUUUUUUUGCCGAGUUCGCGACAUCGCGAACUCUCAGAAAUUUUCGCCCGCGGUUUUUCGCCCACCCCUCACCAGCCGUGGACGUGGAGGGAAGGCAUCCCGUGUUUGUCGUCCCCCAUUCCCGCCAUAGUUUAGAUCUGAAUCACCAUCUCCUUUCAUUUUCCAACUCCAACCUCUCCCUCCCCUAGCUUAGCUUAGCUCAGUUCCCCUCUUACUUCACCGUAGUGGUCAUGGCGUCGUCCACCCCAUCAACCCCCCCGAGCGUGCCCGCACCUACUAACGAUGGCGAGGCUGCCUCCUCCUCCGGCACUGUUUACGUUACGGAUGCGUCGCAUCCUAUUUUUAAGCAUUUCGAAACCGCGCUUAAUGCGGACGGCAAGACUACGGAAAACCGCCGCUGCUGUUAUUGCGGGCACACCUUCAAUGGCGGGAUGACGCGUUGCGCGCAGCACCUCGCCGAGUGGAACAAACUUCGUCGUCGCGAUGUGACCCUCUGCACCGCGGUGACGCAAGACGUGCGCGACGGAGUUAAGGCGCUGUACGAGGCACGAAUUAGGGAGCGGGAGGGGAAGCGCGAGGCGGAGGAGCAAGCGCUGUCUGCGGUUAACGGCUGCGGCAGCGGCAAAAAGGGGCGCAUCACCAAUUUUUUCGGUGACGAGUCCGCCUGCCGUAAGAAGGAAGCGGACCGGGCGCUCUGCCUCCUCUUCGCUGGUCUGCGCCUGCCGGAGCAUCACGCGGACCACGUCCUCUUCCGGAAUGCGGUCUCCGCCAUCGCUCGCGCCGGCACUUCCUACGUUCCCCCGAAGCGCAAGUACAUCGGCGGUGCCGGCCUGCGCGACUGCCGCACCAGUAUCGAGGCCGCGCUGGUUCCCAUCUCCAGCAGCUGGCGGCGGAGCGGCGUCACCAUUGCUAGCGAUAUGAUGACGGACCAGAACGGCCGGCCCAUCGCCAACGUCCUCCUUAUCAACGACUCCGGAGCAGUUUUUACUGAUGCUGUGGACACAAACAUGGAAAUGAAGACCGGCGGCUAUAUUGCCGGUAUUCUCCGCCCUAUUAUCCAGCGCGUUGGGCCGGAGAACGUCGUCGCUUUCUGCAUGGAUGGCGGCUCGAACUACGCCGCGGCCUGCAGGAUCCUAAUCGCCGAGCACCCCCACAUCGAGCACGUGCCAUGCGCCACGCACGUGCUCGACCUCCUCAUGGAGGACAUCGGGAGGAUGGCGUGGGCGAAGGAGGUGGUGGAGAAGGCCAACAUCAUCACCUCCUUCGUCCGCAAGCACCACCUCACCCGCAACUACAUGCGGAGCGAUAAGGUGGAGGGGGGCAAGGGGAAACAGGUGCUGAAACCGGCCGGCACGCGUUUCGGCACCCAAUUCAUCUCCGUGUCCCGGCUGUGCGAGGUGCGGAUGUCUCUCACUCAGCUUGUGCUGAGUGAGGAGUGGGCCAGGUUCGCGGAUGGGGGGAGGAAGCCGGGCAGCGAGGCGUUCAGCGCUGCCAUACUCGACUCCGACUGGUGGACCAAGGCCCUGCAGUUUGUCAACCUCAUGCGGCUGCCGUUCAUGGCAAUGCGCGCCACCGACUCGUCGGCGAAGGGCAUGAUGGGUCGUAUGUACGACCUCAUGCUGCAGCUCACCGUUGAUGUCGAUGAGAAGCUGGAGGAGGCGCGGCUGGAGGGGCUCACCGCUGCGGACGCCAAUGCCAUCCGCCGCAUGGUGAAAAGGAGGUGGGACGGCAGCAUGGCGUGCCCCCUCCAUGUGGUUGGCCGCAUCCUAAACCCGGCCAAUCAGGAGGAGGGGAUCUUCCCCUCGGACAUGGAGUGCACGAGGGUAUUCAAAGCCUUCAUCGCCCGCCACUACGAAGACAAAGAGUUCAUGAGGGAUGGCGAGCCCAUUCGUGCAACCCUCGUGAUGCAAGACGGCCUCGACGCCUUCAUCACUCUGAAGGGCAGCUUCGGGCUCCCCACCGCCAUUGCUGAUCGUGCAGCAGUGAAGGAGGGGAGGCAGAGCAUGGCGCGGUGGUGGCAGUGGCAUGGGUCCGACUACCCUGAGCUUGCCGCACUGGCCUGUCGGGUGCUCUCACAGCCCGUUUCAGCGGCCGCAUGCGAGCGUAACUGGGCAGUGUGGGAGGCGGUCCACACUGCCAAGCGCAACCGCCUCGGUGCCGAAAAGUGUCGGGACCUGGUCUAUGUGUCCCACAACUGGCACCAGGUCCACAACUGGCACAAGGAGGACGGGGGGUCCUUGGUCCUUCCUGGGUGCAGCUCCGAGGCCCCUGUGCCCACGGGGUACAACCUGGAGGACGACCUGGAGGAGGAGGAGGGGGAGGAUCUCGUCAUGGAGGACGAGUACCAGUAGACCCGUCACCAGAGGCAGCUGCAGGGGGAGUGGCAGCGGCAGCACCAGGGGGGCAGGCAGCUGCAGCAGUGGGAGUAACAGCAGCAGCAGUGGACCAGUCAGCAGCAGCAGUGGGCGAGAGUGGCUGCAGCAGCUGUAGAAGUAGUAGCAGCAGUGAUAGCAGUGGUAGGGGCUAGCAGUAAGCUCUUGAUGUGACAAAUGCC
Molecule: messenger RNA, 2579 nt
Organism: Closterium sp. NIES-67
Lineage: Eukaryota; Viridiplantae; Streptophyta; Zygnematophyceae; Desmidiales; Closteriaceae
Source: the annotation of a GenBank genome assembly